Molecule: messenger RNA, 1101 nt
Organism: Komagataella phaffii GS115
Lineage: Eukaryota; Fungi; Ascomycota; Pichiomycetes; Pichiales; Pichiaceae
Exons: 1
Coding region: 1-1101 (366 amino acids)
Biological process (GO): tRNA dihydrouridine synthesis
Cellular component (GO): cytoplasm
Molecular function (GO): flavin adenine dinucleotide binding; tRNA dihydrouridine synthase activity
Source: RefSeq, a predicted model, not a curated record
AUGGUUGAUUUCAGGGGAAAGUUUGUUCUAGCACCGAUGGUACGUGUUGGAGAGCUUCCCACAAGACUGUUGGCUCUUAAACACGGUGCUGAUCUCGUUUGGGGUCCCGAAACCAUCGAUAAGAAGAUUCUUCAGUGCGAAAGAGUUGAAAAUAGGAAACUUGGAACUAUCGAUUUUCUAAGUCAGGGAGGGAGCACAAAAGUUCCUGGAGUAACCAAUCUUGUGUUUCGUGUAUAUCCACCAGCAGAAAAGGGAAAGCUGAUAUUUCAAAUGGGCACGGCUAAUCCGGAAUUGGCGGUACGUGCAGCUAAGAUUGUGGUGAACGAUGUUAGUGGUAUUGAUGUUAACGCAGGGUGUCCGAAGCACUUUAGUAUACACAGUGGAAUGGGAGCUGCGUUAUUGAGUACUCCUGCGUUGUUGGAGGAGAUUUUAACUAGACUGGUAACCGAAGUUGGACGCCCCAAUGGGAAGCCAAUAAGUGUUAAAAUUAGAGUACUUGAGAACGAACAAAAGACCUUGGAACUGGUUGAAAGGUUAGUCAAGACAGGGAUCAGCAAUUUGACUGUGCAUUGUCGUACCAAGAAUAUGCGUAAUAGAGAAGCUCCCAUCAGAGACUACCUGGAAGGUAUCCUGGAUCACUGCAGAUCGAACAAAGUUAGUUUGGUGAUUAAUGGUGGUAUAAAAGAUCGCAAUGAUUUCAUUGCAAUACAAGAGAAAUAUGGCAUGGAUGUUGGAGCUAUGGUUGCUUCAGAAGCGGAGUUAAACCCUACUUGUUUCCGAAAAGUCCCUCUGCCUUGGAGGGAGGUAUGUAAAGAGUUUCUAGAGUUUGCAGACCGAUUUGCUAAUUGGAAAGGAAACAGCAAAUACUGUUUAGGGAGAAUUGUGCCUGGAGGGGAUCCCAUUAGAAGAGACUUGUCUUCUGCAAAAGAACAUAAUGAUUUAAUGAAACUGUUUGAAGUGGCGACCUGGGAAGCCCCAUCAUCCAAAGAAAAUACGCCGCUAGAUGUCAACACAGACACCACCAGCAUAGAUGACGCAGAAGAAACUUUAAUUCGUAAAAGAUCUCCAUCACCGGAAGGUCACACAGCCAAGAGGCGUUAA